GACACCGCUAAGGCUUUUGGGCGGAGCCUGGGCCGGGGAGCUCCAGAGCCAGAGAUUUCACAUCGGAAAUAAAACAGCCGCUGCUCACGAAAGAACCUCGGGUGCGAGCGGGCGGCGGCGGCGGCGGCGAGGAAGGAGUAGACCUAAUCUGGGAAGGAGUCUGCAAGUGAUAGCCGGCGAGGUCCUUAGAAAGCUUGGCCUGGAGGAGAACACAUGAAAGAAAGGACCCCAAGAGGCUUUGUUUUCUGUGAAAAGGUGUUUCUGUACAGUUGCUCCGAUGACAGAGUUACCUGCACCCUUGUCCUACUUCCAGAAUGCACAGAUGUCCGAGGACAACCACUUGAGCAGUACUGUACGUAGCCAGAAUGACGGUAAAGACCGGCAUGAGCACGGCAGCGAAAGGCGGAGGCGGGGCAACCCUGAGCCGUUGUCUAAUGGAGGACCCCAGGGUAACGCACUGCAGGUGGUGGAACAAGAUGAAGAAGAAGAUGAGGAGCUGACACUGAAAUAUGGCGCCAAACAUGUGAUCAUGCUCUUUGUCCCCGUGACUCUCUGUAUGGUGGUAGUGGUGGCUACCAUCAAAUCAGUCAGCUUUUAUACCCGGAAUGAUGGGCAGUUGAUUUAUACUCCGUUCACAGAAGACACCGAGACUGUGGGCCAGAGAGCCCUGCACUCGAUCCUGAAUGCUGCCAUCAUGAUCAGCGUCAUUGUUGUCAUGACCAUUCUCCUGGUGGCUCUGUACAAAUAUAGGUGCUACAAGGUCAUCCAUGCCUGGCUUAUUAUUUCAUCUCUAUUGUUGCUGUUCUUUUUCUCAUUCAUUUAUUUGGGGGAAGUGUUUAAAACCUACAACGUUGCCAUGGACUACAUCACUGUUGCACUCCUGAUCUGGAAUUUUGGCGUGGUGGGAAUGAUCGCCAUUCAUUGGAAAGGCCCUCUGCGACUCCAGCAGGCCUAUCUCAUCAUGAUUAGCGCCCUCAUGGCCUUGGUGUUUAUCAAGUACCUCCCAGAAUGGACUGCGUGGCUCAUCUUGGCGGUGAUUUCAGUAUAUGACUUAGUGGCUGUUUUGUGUCCAAAAGGCCCACUUCGUAUGCUGGUUGAAACAGCUCAGGAGAGAAAUGAAACUCUAUUUCCAGCUCUCAUUUACUCCUCAACGAUGGUGUGGCUGGUGACUAUGGCGAAAGGAGACCCAGAAGCCCAAAGGAAAGUAUAAAACUCCAAUUAUAAUACACAAGGCACAGAGAGGGAGCCCCAAGACCCCGUGGCAGAGAAUGAUGAUGGUGGCUUCAGUGAAGAGUGGGAGGCCCAGAGGGACAGCCGCCUGGGCCCCCACCACUCUACGACGGAGUCGCGAGCUGCCGUGCAGGAGCUCUCCAGCAGCAUCGUCGCCAGCGAGGACCCAGAGGAAAGGGGAGUGAAACUUGGAUUAGGAGAUUUCAUUUUCUACAGUGUUCUAGUCGGUAAAGCUUCUGCAACAGCCAGUGGAGACUGGAACACAACCAUAGCCUGUUUUGUGGCCAUAUUAAUUGGCCUGUGCCUUACAUUACUACUCCUCGCCAUUUUCAAGAAAGCGCUGCCAGCUCUUCCCAUCUCCAUCACCUUCGGGCUGGUUUUCUACUUCGCCACAGAUUACCUUGUGCAGCCCUUUAUGGACCAGUUAGCAUUCCAUCAAUUUUAUAUUUAGCGGAUUUGUGAUUAGACUCCCAUGGAUUUUUCUCCUUUAACUAUAAUAAAACCUGGAAGGACAAACUUGAUUUUCCUGUGUCCACACCUAACAAAGUCAAGAUUGCCAGCUGGAUUUUUUGCAGCUUCCUUCCAAGUCUUCCCGACCACCUGCACUACUGGGUACUGGAAGGAGGUGUCUACAGAAAACGGUUCUGAACACACAUUGCUGUGGUGGACGGAGUCCCUUGGUGCAGAGACCACCAGACCUGCGGGACAAGGCCGAGGAAAAGCGAUGGGCCGAGGCGCCGCCGUGCUGCCACCCGCAGGCUGACGCUUGGCCCAUGCGGCUUCCGUCAGCACUGCAGACUCUCAGGACUACCGUUACCAAGGUUCAAUGAAGGGGUUUAAACCAAACAGGACUCAUCAUCUUAAA
This is a messenger RNA of Phyllostomus discolor (pale spear-nosed bat), 2095 nucleotides long. RefSeq names its product presenilin 1 (gene PSEN1). Lineage: Eukaryota; Metazoa; Chordata; Mammalia; Chiroptera; Phyllostomidae. Gene Ontology annotation, cellular component: perinuclear region of cytoplasm; cell cortex; dendritic shaft. Gene Ontology annotation, biological process: smooth endoplasmic reticulum calcium ion homeostasis; Notch receptor processing; calcium ion transport. Gene Ontology annotation, molecular function: cadherin binding; aspartic endopeptidase activity, intramembrane cleaving; beta-catenin binding. The record is from RefSeq and is a predicted model, not a curated record.